Messenger RNA from Monomorium pharaonis (pharaoh ant), 231 nucleotides. Its product is annotated as histone H3.3. The annotation marks the transcript as partial. Gene Ontology annotation, cellular component: nucleosome. Lineage: Eukaryota; Metazoa; Arthropoda; Insecta; Hymenoptera; Formicidae. Gene Ontology annotation, molecular function: protein heterodimerization activity; DNA binding; structural constituent of chromatin. The record is from RefSeq and is a predicted model, not a curated record. The transcript has a single exon.
GUACUGCCGUUCCAACGUCUUGUUCGUGAAAUUGCUCAAGACUUUAAGACUGACCUUCGUUUCCAAAGCUCUGCUGUUAUGGCAUUGCAGGAGGCUAGCGAAGCAUAUCUUGUUGGUCUAUUUGAAGAUACUAAUCUCUGCGCUAUUCAUGCCAAGCGAGUCACUAUCAUGCCUAAGGAUAUUCAACUGGCACGUCGUAUUCGUGGAGAACGAGCUUAAUUUAUAAAGAAA